UAUUGUAUUUAGAUGUAGCCAAAUCUUGGAGACCUAUUUUUGUUGUUAACAAAGUCAUUUAGCCCUGAUUGCAGACAUGAUGCCUUACCCUCUCUGUGUUGAACGGAUUAAUGUAGGCAUGAGAGUCUGAUGGUGGGCUGAUGGACUAUCAGGCAGAGGCCCUUCACCUCUGCCUGAGCCUGCUGGAAGAGGCAGUGAUGUUAAUUUAAUGUUCAUCCCCUGCCCAAGACUCACAGCCUUUGCCAUCAGAACCCUUGGUACCCCUCAUUUCCAUAUCAGCUGGCUGCCCACCACCAUUUACAAUGGCAGCAAUGGGGUAUUCUGACUGCAGCCUCUCCUGCACUGCUCCCAAAGUACAGAUUUGGCUCCUGAAAUCCUCCCUGGCAGAGGAUGAGGAUAUGACCCCCACUGUGCAGGACAACAGGAUUGCUUUGCUCUCCUCCCCAAAGCAGGGAACACCUCUUUAGUAAGAUUUGCUCUUCUGUCUGAUUGUACCCUGGUGAAAUUCUGUUUAUAGGCGUAACCGAUGGUAAAGUUGAGCCUAAUGAAUUAUCCAGAGCUUUUCUUUUCUUUUUUUUUUUUUUAUAUAUAUAAAACUAAUUCAGUGAGUGUAUAUAUUAGUGACAAUUCCAAAUCUGUCUUUCUACAAUAAAUUGCAUUAUUUGUGAUUCUGUGACUGUGAAAGUUCUUAGUGAACAUGACAAGAUUGAACAUGUUUGAAUUUGCAGUAAUCAGAAAUUAAGCUGAGAUGCACCCAGGCUCUUUGAUCUGUGAGGACCAGCAAGGGGUUCAUUUUCUGCUAAAUGUCUAUACUCUCAAUGGAACAGAGGAAUAUGCAACACUAGUACAAAACUGGCUGCAAAAAAACAAAUAACAACACUGCAAACCUGCCACAAAUUAUUUGAUAUUCAUCAAAUGAAAUGGCUGCAAUAAACAGAUUUAUCUCUAUUUUGGUUUCCCUUUCUUUCUGCUGUGGCUCUGUGCUGUGUGAUAUAUCAUGGGCUGUACCACAGUCUGGCAGGGGCUGAUAGCUCUGGGUGAACAUGCUGACCCCUGUCACUCACCAGAGGUGGUCACUGAUGCACAAACAGCGAGGCAGGAACGGCCCCGGGGAGCUCAGGGGUGCAGAGCCCCCUUGCCACGGCAGCCCUGCGUGUCCUCUGUGCCCCACUGCCUGCAAGGACAGGAUUCCCUGCUCUGUGUGACUGCUCUCCUGGCCUGCUUGCACCUGGUGAUGAGAGGAAAGCGCGGAAGGAAGGCAUGGAAGGAAGGCACAGAAGGAAGGAAGGAAGGCGCGGAAGGAAGGAAGGAAGGCAGGCAGGCAGGAAGGAAGGAAGGAAGUGUCAUCAAUGAGCAUGAUUCGUGCUAAAUUGUAACAAUAUGUAUACUCAGUAUCACUUAAUAUCAAUAGGUUAGUAUUGUAACUUUAUAUUUAAUCAAUACUAGCAGAAUUUGUAAAACUAACUUCAGAUAAAGGCAUAGUGUUAGAAGAGCCCCCCCCCCCGCCCUUUUUCCGUGGCAAAAUACCAUGAGAAAAGAGGACGUGAUACCAAGGACAGUUAGGGUGUAGUGUCCUUGAAGAUGCUAAAAAGAGAUUGAGACGAGUCCAGGAAAACUAAAGCAAGGUCAGAUGUUACUUCUUGGCUAUAUCUAAUAGAACUUAACUAUUUAGUUGUCUAACACUAGCUUGGCACAUAUGUAUAACCUUCAGGGUCAAACGAAGGACAUACAAGGAAGAGGAGUAGCCUUCAUCUCUGCGACCACCAAAAGGAGUCAGAAGACCCUCAAAUAACAACUGGAGCAUGCACAAUGAAGAAGGUGAUGCAGACUUCAAGAAUCGAAACUGGGAGGAGACAGUUGAAGAUGGGAAGAGAUGGGGUGUUGGCUACAGUAUAAAAAAUAGAUGAAAUAGGCUUUGGUUUGUACACGGGGUAGGGUCCUGAACCCUGCACAUGUACCCUGGCCCAGCCAGCCAGCCUCAUGCUUUAUUGAUACCGGGUCCAUUCACUGUUAAAUUACAUUUAUAAAGAAUGUAAUACAUUCUUAUUUGAAUGUAUCCCUUUAUUUAAUUAUAUUCAUCUCAAUUAAAAUUUGCUGCUAAAUUUCAACAUGGAUGUUUUUGGGACCUUUUCAUUUAUAACAGAAGGCAGGCAGGCAGGCAGGCAGGCAGGAAGGAAGGAAGGCCUAUCCUAUGUUUCUUUUUCUAUCAGCAAAACUAGAAUGGAAACUCAUAUCAAAGCAUAAAGCAGACAGCUACAAUACCAGCAAAUUAAAAUUUUUGCAAGUCAAUGCUCUCACCACCAUCAAUAUAAAAAAAAAAAAAAAAAAAAAAAAAAAAAAAAAAAAGAAUAGUUUUGCAUUAAUGCAUCAGAAACUUACUUCCUAUUGGAGUUUAUCAAGGGCCAAAAGAACCCAGGUCCUGAAGCCUGACCCUGAUCAAACAGGGCUCACUCACAAAAGCACAACACUCUCCACUGCACAAAAACAUCUCCGCUCUUUGUGUCACCCAACACAGCCCCCCUGAACCAACAUUCAAAUACUCAAGAGUGACACUGGCCCCGGGUAAGAGGAUACCCAGCACAUUUACAUACCUGCACCUGCCCUGCUCCUCACAGCACCAACACCAAAAUCCCCCCAAGCAGCAGCAGCAGCAGCAGGAGCUCUAUAAAGCUCCUCUUGCCAGCCCUGACACUGCACCAGCAGCAGCCACUGACCUGCCUCAGCCACUGCUGCCACAGCCCCUUGGCCAGCACAGCUCUGCUCCCCAGCUCCCACCAUGGAAGCUUGUCACUCUCCACAGCAAUACAAGGUCACUUCCUAUGGGACCAUAACUGUGGCCAUCAUGAGCCUGGAGGCGUUUGCUGGUAUGUGGAUAAAUUCUUUCAUCGUUUGUGUGCUUUGCAUUGGCUGGAUGAAAAAGAAAACCUUGAACUCAAAUGAGAAGAUCUUGCUGCUGCUGGGAUGCUCCAGGUUUUGUUCCUUGUGUGUCUCAUGGGCAUAUUCAUUUCUUUCACUUAUUUUUCCUAUUUACCUUUAUGUUCACCCCAUACUUCAACUAGCUGUAUUUUUUCAAGCCUUUUUUAAUCAAUGCAAUUUGUGGGUUUCUGCCUCUCUUUGUGUUUUCUAUUGUAUAAAAAUUGCCAAUUUCAGGAACACCUUCUUCAUCUACCUGAAAGUCAAAAUUGACAGGAUGGUGCCUUGGCUCUUGCUGGGGUCAGUGCUUUCAGCCUUGGCUUUGGGCACCGUUAUCAGUAACCUCACUGAAACUGUGCAGGGAAACAACCUCAGUUCCACCUGCCACAGAAAUUUUUGGGAAGCAAGUAUCAGAAUGGAUAAACAUUUUACCUCUUCUUUCUUGCUUGCUGGCUUUGGAUAUGCUGCUUCAUUCAUGGCAGUCGUCUCUUCUGCUGUUUUCCUCCUCUUUUCUCUCUGGAGACACAAACGCAAGAUGCAGACAAACUCCAUGAAGGACCUCAGCAUGGAAGCCCACAUCAAAGCCAUGAAAUCGAUUCUGUCCUUCUUAGUGAUGUACACCAUCAACUUUGUAUGUUUGAUCCUGACAAUAAUUUAUCCCACGAAUAAUGAAAAUACCUUGACAGGUUUUAUAGCCAUAUAUUUGUGUGCUUUUCCAGGCAUUCAUUCCCUUAUUCUGAUUUUCGGCAAUCCCAAGCUGGAAAAGGCAUUGCUAAGGAUUCUCUCCUGUGUGAACUGCGAGUUUUUCAUGAAGUAGCAACUGUGGUAAAAACACAGUAUGAGCCCAUGCAAAAUGUUGAUCUUCCACUGUAGAAAACAAGUAAUUUCUUUAAUUUCUAAUGUAGUACCUCCAUGAAUUGUAGAUGAUACUGCUGUUAUCUCUUCAACAUCUAAUCUGAAGAAAAUUUCAUUCAUAUUUAUUGAGCUAAGUUAUUGUGAGUUAAAUAC
Prinia subflava (tawny-flanked prinia) is the source of this 3921-nucleotide messenger RNA. RefSeq names its product taste receptor type 2 member 10-like. Gene Ontology annotation, biological process: detection of chemical stimulus involved in sensory perception of bitter taste; G protein-coupled receptor signaling pathway; sensory perception of taste. The transcript has a single exon. The record is from RefSeq and is a predicted model, not a curated record. Lineage: Eukaryota; Metazoa; Chordata; Aves; Passeriformes; Cisticolidae. Gene Ontology annotation, cellular component: membrane. Gene Ontology annotation, molecular function: bitter taste receptor activity; G protein-coupled receptor activity. Bases 2777 to 3730 code for a protein of 317 amino acids.